This is a messenger RNA of Scaptodrosophila lebanonensis, 3013 nucleotides long. RefSeq names its product lysine-specific demethylase 3B (gene Kdm3). Lineage: Eukaryota; Metazoa; Arthropoda; Insecta; Diptera; Drosophilidae. The record is from RefSeq and is a predicted model, not a curated record. Gene Ontology annotation, cellular component: chromatin; histone deacetylase complex. The transcript is spliced from 2 exons. Bases 135 to 2834 code for a protein of 899 amino acids. Gene Ontology annotation, biological process: regulation of transcription by RNA polymerase II. Gene Ontology annotation, molecular function: chromatin DNA binding; histone H3K9 demethylase activity; transcription coregulator activity.
AUGUUUGAGCUGUGCGCGUUGCGGAAGAAAAGUCUGUUUUUAUAUAAAAUACCAAAAUUUGCACAUGUCAAAUAGCAUAAACGAAUAGUGUAACUGUGCUAGCAAUAUACAGUAAUAAAAUUGCUGCCCAGCAUAUGUCGCAUCCCAUCACAACACUUGAUAUGGCAAUGCCAUCGUCGUCAUCAACCGCAGGAGGCGUCGGCAUCGAAAAUAGCCGUAAACGUUCGUUGGAUUCAAAUAACGCAAAUCAAGCUGCAUUAUUGGCAGCACGCGUCGAGCCGAAAUCAAUAAUUGAGAUACAUAUCUCUAAUGAUACGGCACACAAGAAGGUUUGUCUGGAGCACAAGGAAGUUGAGGCAGUUGACGAUACAAGUAUAAAGGCAGCAGCGGAAACACCUGCAGCUCCGGCUUCGGCUACGGCUCCGGAAAAUGAGCAGGAAAAGAAGCAGGAUAAGGACUUGAUCGAAUUAACAGCAGAGGAGCAGCAGCUGGAUGAGGAAUAUCGUAAGAAUUGCACCAUAUUUCUGCAGCAUUUGCCGUGUUUCAAGCUGCAACAGCCAACGGAUGUAGAUGCCUCGACCGUGCCACGCAUACCGAAGUGUCGUGAGUGCCGGCGUCGCCAUAUAAGCAAAGCUGCCACCUCCGUCAGCGGCAAUCACAAUAAUAGCAACAGCAACAAUGAUGUUUAUUGCCGAUUCUAUGAAUUCCGACGCUUGCAAUACAAUGCAGCUGGAGAAUUGCGCGUUGCGGGCUUUCCCAAUCCCUAUAAUGAGCCGACACCGGCGGAUUUUAGCGUGUGGCAGCCGGAUGAGAAGACAGCUCCCACAGCCGGCUACAUGGAUAUACAAGUGUGUCGCUACAUUUUGCUGCAUGCUGGUGAUCAGUUCUGCUAUUUGUGGCGACAGGAGGCUGAAGCUUUGAAGCUGCACGAGAAUCCCGACGAUACCAUCGCCUGGAAGAAGGCUGUCCAGGGCAUUCGCGAGAUAUGCGAUGUGUGCGAUACAACGCUCUUCAAUUACCACUGGACAUGCAACAAGUGUGGCUUCGGGUUGUGCCUCGAUUGCUUCAAGGAUCGCAAGGACGGCCAACGGUUGCGGCGCGUGGAGAAGGAGCGUGGACGUGACGAGUACCACUGGCUACUCUGCACCGAUGACGAUGCGGCAGCAGCGGGUAAGCAGCAGCAUGAGCUACGAUCCUUGAUGCUCACCCAAAUCAUAGCUGGCGAUUCGCUCAAUGUCCUGGGACGUCUGUUGCACGAUGUUCGUACCUUGUGGCAGGUGCCGCAAGUUUGUGGUUGUUUGCUGAGCAAGCAACAGGUCGAUGAUCCGGAGCUGACGGCUCUCAUUCAGGACAUGAUUAAGGAGUCGCAGCUGAAACAGCAGACAAGCGCCUCCUCCCUAGCCACGGAGCAAACAUUGCGACAGCAGCAGCGUCUAGAGGAGUUGCAUGCCAAGAAGCUGGAGUUUGCUCGAGAACGCGGCAUUGAUUACGUGCCAGGACGUGUGUGGACUAAGGAGACGCUGGGCAAGGAUCCAAUAACGAGUGCAUUCGACAAUUUCAAGCAUAUUAAUUUCUUGCGUAAAGGAUUGGCGGGACUUCGUCGCUUUUUGCCGCCACGCGCCAUGACCUUGGCACAUUCCACCCAGUUGGCUCCAGGAGUGCCACACGAAUGGCUUUGCGAUGGCAAACUCUUGCGUCUCACUGACCCCAUGCAUCCCGAUAAUCGUGUGCUCUACCAGGAUGUGUGGAAGUGCGGUCAGCCUGUAAUGAUAUCUGAGGUGGCACGUUCUCUUAAUUUGGAUCUCUGGCAUCCGGAGGCAUUUUGUAAGGACUUUGGCGACAAACCCAAUGAUCUGAUUAAUUGCCUCAAUGGCAACCUGGUACCCAACCAGCCCAUGCGACACUUCUGGGAAGGAUUUCAGUGCAUAAGUAAACGAUUGCUCGACGUUAAUGGCAAACCAAUGUUGUUGAAACUCAAGGAUUGGCCGCCCGGUGAUGAUUUCGCCGAAAUUAUGCCCACACGUUUCGCAGAUCUGAUGAAGGGUUUGCCCAUGCCCGAGUAUACGUUGCGUACAGGGAAUUUAAAUAUAGCCAGCUGCUUGCCCAAAAUGUUUGUACCCCCAGACUUGGGUCCGAAAAUGUAUAAUGCCUAUGGAUCUGCUUUGCAUCCGGAUAAGGGCACCACAAACUUGCAUUUGGAUAUCUCGGAUGCGGUCAAUAUUAUGGUGUAUGUGGGCAUACCUAAGGAUGAAGACAGCAAGCCGCAGUUGGCGGCCACACAAAAGGCCAUUGCUCUUGGGGGCUGCGACUACAUAACACGGGCCCGUUGUCAGGAUCCCGAUGUCCUGCCAGGCGCAUUGUGGCACAUCUUUCCGGCACGUGAUGCCGACAAAAUCAGAGACUUGCUCAACCGCGUAACGCUAGAAAAGGGCUUCCGCUUGGAACCCGAUCAUGAUCCCAUCCACGACCAGAACUGGUAUUUGGAUGAUAAGCUGCGCGCCCGUUUAUUCAAGGAGUAUGGCGUGGAGGGUUAUCCCAUUGUCCAGUGUCUUGGCGAUGCCGUCUUCAUACCGGCUGGUGCCCCGCAUCAGGUCCAAAAUCUGCACAACUGCAUCAAGGUGGCCGAGGACUUUGUAUCGCCAGAGAAUAUUACACAUUGCUAUCAUCUCACGCACGAGUUUCGGCGUCUCUCGCAUUCGCAUACGAAUCACGAGGACAAAUUGCAAAUUAAGAACAUUAUAUAUCAUGCGAUCAAGGAUUGCUGCACCAUAUUGACGCGCGCUCUGGACGAACGAAUCGAAAGUGAAAUGGCAAAAGUGAGGGGAGAAACGUAAAGAGAAGUCUGCUCAUUCUCCAGGCUUAUUCGAAUUAUUUGUCACGUCUAAAGAUAUUAACUUCAUACAUAAUAUACAUAUACAUAUACUUAAAUAACUUAUACUCACAAUUUAUGUCUAGAACUCUUAUUUACAAAGUUUGUGCAAAUAAAACGAUUUUAAAAUUUGAAUUCCCGAAA